Messenger RNA from Struthio camelus australis, 1324 nucleotides. NCBI's taxonomy places the organism in Eukaryota, Metazoa, Chordata, Aves, Struthioniformes, Struthionidae. The record is from RefSeq and is a predicted model, not a curated record.
AUGAAUGAAUCCCCCCCCGGCCGAGCUCCCCCCGCCCGGGCUCCCCCGACCCACGGCUUUCCCGUGCAGGUGCCGCGCAGCCAGUGCUUCCUCUUCGACCCCGCGUUCUCCGAGCAGGAGCUGGCCGUGCUGGGCGAGCUGGGCCUGCGCGUCCUCCCGGACAACGAGGAGGGGAAACACCGCGUUCAUGAGUCUGCCACUCUCUUUUAUAUGAUCCACUGCGGAAAAGCUCUGUAUAACAAUCUCUUGUGGAGUAACUGGUCCAUAGGGGCUCUGUCCAAAAUGGUCAUAAUUGGAAACAGCUUUAAAGGAAUUGAGGAAAGACUGUUGUCAAGAAUCCUGGAGAGAGAUUAUUCUUACAUAGCAAAGGUCUUAAAGGGGACAGAGGAAAUUGCAUUUCCAACUCACCCUCAGUAUAUGAAUACAUUUAAUGACACCUCCAUCCACUGGUUUCCCUUGCAAAAACUCAAGGAACUCUCCAGUGAGGUUUGGGAGUUCCUGGAAGAGCCUACUUACCACGAAUGUGACGAGUUGGAAAUCAUCAGAAAGGAAGACAAAGUUAACCUGUGCAGUCCUACUGCAGUGGAGUCUUAACUGUGCUCUGCAACUGGUGCCUUAUUUUGAAGGGCAGCUUCCCCCUUCCCUCAGCAACUGUGUGCGCUCGAGGUUAAGCUCAGGUAUUGACAAUGCCAUCAUCGUCUGCCAAACUUAAAGGUCCGUUUUCAGGUGCUGCUGCUUUUAUGGGACAGAUUUGUCUCUAAAAAGUUAUAAUUUAAUAAACAUAAAAGCUAUGCUGUGGCUUAUGGUCACUUAACUACAGCAAGCUAAUUUAACUGAAAAACUGUUCUAAACCACUCAUACCACUUAGUGAUCACUCUUUUGCACAAUUCAAAGUCUCUGACUGUACUUCUCAUGUUCUGAACUGUCCAAAAGGGGGUGUUGUUUGUGAGGGAUUUAUAGUUCAGGGUGUUAAACUCUAGUUACAAGGGUCUGAGGUUUAGAACAGGCACCAGGUUGAAUGAGCCAGCAGCACACUGUGGCUGGGUUAUGUUUGGUAGCAAAGGGCCAGCCGAGCAAGGGACGCUAUCUGGAUAAGAAUUUUCACUGGCAGCAGUUAGAGGCUGUGAAAUCUCCAUCGCUGUGGAGACUUCUGAGACUCAGCUUGACAAAGCCCUUGCUGAUCUGGUGUUGGUUAACAGCCCUGCUUUGAGCAGAGAACAACCUCCAGAGGUCCCUUUUUACCUUCACUUGCCCAAUGGUGUGAAAGGACAACUGAUGGAUCUGUAUCAGAGGUGGCAAUUACACUAGCAUCAGAACUGCUUGU